CCGCCCUCCGCCCCUGGCAGGCAAGCAAUCGGACUGACACCAAGCCUAGGUCCGGCCAUCUUGUGUGUGACGGCGAGAGAGCGCUCUCUCUUCUGUUGUUCGGUGCGUGGCUGUCCCCCGCCGUGUGUCCGUAUCGUCCUCCGCUGCUCCACCGUGCCAAAACAGAAAUUUCGGGCCAGGAAAGAAGCCGCCCGGCAGACAUAUCUCUGCUGCAUCUGCCUGCGACAAAAGGAACGCGUCUCACCGUUCCUCAGCACACACGAUAUUUCGUCCAUACCAAGGAGGACAAUCGGCAGCAAAAAUAAAACAAAACAACAACAACAACAAAAAAAAACACUCAUACACGCAACUGGAAAAAGAAUAGGGCAACAAAAACAAAGCAUAAAGAAUAUAUUGGAAGCGCGCGCGAGGGAAACAGGGAAAAGGAAGGGAGACGACACCACACGGAAGGUUGAGGAGAGGGAAGGCGGGAGAGAGAGAGAGAGGACCCGGAAGUGACCGAAAUUCGCGCGUGUGUUAGUUGGAGUUGGUCUCUCAGUGUAUGCAGUGUGUGCGCGUCAGUGAGGUGUGUGAUUCUGUGCAUUUGUGUUUGUGCCAUCGAGUGCAACUAAAAUAAGAAGGACACGCAAAGAAUAUAUAAAAGGCGUUUUGACGAAGGAACAAAAUAAUAUCCAGUGAAAAUAAGUAAAAGCGCGACCGAAACGACGAUGUCUUCUCCUGUGACGAAGUGGAGCCGAAACGGAUGAGAACAAAUAAUAAUAGAAGAAAACGUAAACAACAGAGGAGCAUCGCACAGCAACGCAAUUAAUAACAAUAAUAGAAUCCCGUCCUGCAUCGGAUUUUCAGUUACCUGCGCGUCCAAAUGGUCCUUCGGAAUAAUAACGACCGCACUUGUCCACCAGUGAUCGGUUCGAUUUCAAAUAAAAUAGGAGAGAAAGAGAGCGAGAGGCAGUCUCUUCUCGUGAGCCGUCCGGUGAGGGGCACAGCACAGAUGAGUGAAGCCUUCCAACGCAACGGAAGAGUCGAAAAGCGGAGAAGUGGAAUAACACAAACACAUAUGUACGAGAGGAGCUAAAGAAAGAGUAGAAGAAGAAAAAAAGAAGAAGUAAAACGGGACGACCGCAAGAGAAACAGCAGAGAGGAGAAGAAGAAGCAAGUGGACGACGACGACUGGCGAAGAGUGAACGGGAAUGAAAUAAAUAAAAAAGAAAGGAUAAACAAGAUCGGAAAUACCUAACGUGCGGUGAUCAAAGAAGGCUCGAGGAGGCGGAGGAAAAAAUAAUACGAGAGAAGUGAAGAAACAAAAUAAAAGGGAGGACGAAAAGAGUGAAAAAGAAGAAGAAAGGAUCGAAGAUCGCGCAGAACAGGCUCACCUCAUGUGUACGUUUAUUAUGUGCGCGAUGAUGUUCCUGUGAUCGUUCAAGUGUUUUGUGCGCUAUUUCCAGCAGCGAAUUUCGUUUAAUAAGGAAGGACUAAAAAAUCCGCAAUGCAAGGUUAAACCAAAAAAUGGGUUGAAUUCUGUGAUGUCCGAUCCAAAACCGAACUAAAUUUUUGCGUAGCGAGGGCGUGCAAUGGAUAAGGAAAAUGGGAAGGGCAACGAUGGCAGUUCCGGUUCCAACAAGUUAUCAGCUUCCACCGACCCAGCGGCCCUUCUUGAUGCGGCCAGCCUCUUUGGUGCGUAUUGGCCUAGGGGCGAUGCCAGCGCUGCUAACUUGUUUGCAGCGGCGGCGGCAGGCGGAGCCUACGGCCUGGGGCCGCAUCCCUCCAUGCCCUUCUCGAUGCUGCCCCCAACUUCCGGCCGUGGCGUUUCAGCCUAUCCACCAGUAUCAAGCGCGGCGGCUUACAGCAAUGCAUAUACAAAUACACUGUCGGUGGCGGCGAGCCAAGCCGCUAGCCUAGGCAUACCGGCUGCAAGUGCUGCAUGGUGGUCCAUGGCUUCUCAGCUGGCUGCCCAAGAUUAUCUGGCAAGACUUCAGGCUUCUGGAAUAAACUUCACAGGUCUUGGUAAUCCCUCAGACCCUUAUGCAGCUGCUCUAGGUCUACCAUCACUUUCUGCCGCCCAUCACAAGCCCAUGAAGAGCUCAAAAUCUUCUUCGUCCUCAUCACUGCCCAAGGGUUCGAGCCACUCCAAUAAAGAUAAGUCCAGCUCUCAGAAAAACUCAGCCUCAUCGAAUAGCAACAAAGCCAUCAGCAGUGCAAAGUACUCAAGCAGUAGCAGUGGAGGCAGUCUGACCAUACAGCCCAGUCCGAAGAUGCACAACUCAUGCGGUGCACAUUCGAAUAACAAAUCUAAAGCAAAUGACCUCAGGCCUGUGGAAAGCAAAGCCUCCAGUCCCAAGCCACAGACAUCCAGUAUUUUUACUAGUCCACUAAGUCUAGCCAGUAACUCAGAGAGAAUUGAUUGCACCACUCCACCGCAAGCAACAUCUCAAGGUUCCAACCCAUCAACUCCAACUCUGCCUAAUAGCAUUUUAAGUGCUGCUUUGGAAGGAAGUGGUGAUCCAAAUUCAAUUCUUGGUGGUGUUAGAUUGCCGCCAGAUACGGAGAUAAUAAAGUAUACGUCAUCGAUCGUCGGUCCGAAGAUCCCUGGAACGACGAACCGUGGCAGGAAGAAGACAAUUUCCUUGGAUCCACCAUUGGUGAGCGUUCAUGCGACGCAUUCAAGUACGGGAAUGUUGAUAGAAAGAAACACGAAGCGUCAGAGGCUGGAUUCUUCUGGUUCCGAUCAGAAUAGUACCACUUCGAAUUCGGGAAACGAUCGGGUGGAGGUAAUCAAGCUGCCAGCCACCAACGGAAGUCCUUCCGGUUCGUUCACUAACAGCUUCGGAGAAGGCGAGGCACCUCUGAACCUCUCCUUGAAACCGACAACCAGCAAUAACAGUAGUUCCUCAUUGAACUCGCUUAGCAAUAUGUCUGCUAACAUUGGUCUGGAUAAUAGAAUAUCACGCAGAAAGCCUGGUCCCAAGCCUAGAAAGGUGCUUCAGACUCCUCCAACACUGCCUCCGGGUGCUCCUAGCGCAUCGCUGGUACAACUGUUUGCAACGGCAGACUCUCCUCGGCCACCGAGCCGCUCAGACAUAGAUACACCCUUAUGCACUGGAACUACUACGACGGCCAAUACUACGAUCACAUCGUUGCCCGCACCCAAUCACAAAGAUACUCGCCCCCGAAACCUUGGUAGGGGUGUGAGUAAACCCAAAAAGAACACAGUCGCCUCCCUGCUAGCGCAAAGCAGAGCAUUAGGAAUUAAACCUAUGCCCAUACUAGAUCCCAACGCCUCUAUGUCGCAACAAAUGUCGCUGCUAAAAUCGAACAUACUGGCAGCACAACAGUAUAUAGCAGAAGUAGGAGGUGACGAAAAAACAUUAAACAAAUUUUUGCAGGAGAAAUUCAGGGGUACUCUAAGCGAUUCUAGUACGGUCGAUGCCUCAACAGAUUCUGAUAAUCUUACAGAUUCUAAUCAGACUGACUCUGAGCUCGAGUCGGAGGUCGCUUCCGCUAAGAAGCAAAAGCAUUACGACGAGCGAGCACUGCGGGUACCUCUUGAGAAAGGGUGGAAAAGGGAAACGAUAAUAAGAGGUAUUACUAAGAACGGCGGAAUUAAGGGCGACGUCACUUACGUCGCAACAGACUCCAGCAACAAGUUCAAGCAGAUGUCCGACAUCACACAAUAUCUGGACUACCAGAAAAAUAACGACUUGUCGAAGGAAAACUUCACGUUCAGCUGUCGUGUCAUCCUCGGGGAUUAUCUUCAAGCGAUGCCCCCAGAAUUCGUUCAGGAAGGUGGGGAAUUUGUUAGGAUGACUGAGGACGAGGUUUCCAAACGUUUGGAAGAGCUCAGGGCGGCUAUGCGAACAAGUUUACCAGUGGAACAAAGGAUAGAAGUUGCUCGGAGGCAGCAGGCAGCGAGGGCUGCAGCAAGACUAGACAGGGAACAGGCGAGGAUAGCGCGAGAGAUCGAACGGUCAGAAAGACAGGAGGCGGCACGCAGGGACCGCGAAGUUCGCACCCAACAGCUGAUGGAGGGCCGCAAGCGUCUAGCGUUCACUUUAGAACAGAAAGUUCAGAUAAUAUGCGAGAUCGAGGGCGGCAAAACGAAAUCGGACGUGUCCAGAGAACUGGGCUUGGCCAGUUCGACGGUCGCCACGAUUUGGAAGAACCGUGACCCCAUUAUCCGUGCGUACGGUUCGAGUCAAUGUGACGAGCAUAAAUUUGCCCCAACCCUCGUUGACACCGAUUCGGCCAAACGAAAAAGGCAGGAGGAGAUCGAGAAGCACAAGCAGGAAGAGCAACACAGGAAACAGCAGGAGAGAGAGCUGAAAAGGCAACAGACUGCUAUGCUGAAGGAACAGAUGUACAUACAGGAAAUCAGUAAACAGCGAGAGUUGCUCUACACUGUCGAACUGGAGCGGGAGCGCAGGCGGCAACAUAUGUCAUUGGUGAAAGCAUUGGAGAAUCGUAGGAAGUUGGAGGAGAGAGAACGCAAGAAGCAGCAAUUGUUGGCGGAAAAACAGGCGAAUAAAGAGAAGAAGAUGGAGCAGCGUAGGAUCGAAUUGGAGAUCCUUGCAGAGCUGCGAAAGCCGUGCGAAGAUCUGGAACUGGAUCAGAAGAGUUUGCCAGAGUACGAGCGGAUUCCUGGCCUCAAAAUGUCGGGCAAGGCAUUUGGUGAUACACUCAUGGUCUUCGAAUUCCUUCACAACUUUGGGGAAACUCUAGGUUUUGAUAUGGAAUCAUUGCCAACUCUUGAUUCACUUCAAACUGCUUUGCUUAGCAAUGAUGGAUCGGCUGAAGCCGAGGAAGAGUUGCUAUCAGUGAUGACACAUCUUAUCGUGUGUGCUAUCGAAGAUCCCGGAAUUCCGAAUCCUGCUCGUCAUACGACUAUACUUGGUCAGAGUCUAAGACAGGCCGACAUAACGCACACCAAUCUCUCCGAGAUCCUCAGGAUAUACUUGUACGCUAAUGCUACUGGUGAAGUUAAAGCGCUUACUGGUGUUUCAUUUGAACGUGAUAGAGAGAAAAGAGUAGCAGAUCAUCAUCAAAAUGACUGUGAGAUGCAACAGACUCAAUCUGGUAAGAACGCCAUAUAUUAUGAGCAAUUACAUGAGAACGAAACUUGGAAGAUGUCAGACAUGUUGAAGGACAAGCCUUUCCUUGGGUUAUCACCAACAGACAAAGCAGCGAUUUUGGCUUUUAUUUGCAAUGAGUUGCUACAGAACAAGGCAGUGAUUCGUCAGAUAGAAGGAUCCUUGGAAACUGUGGCGCAUUCCAGAAAGGAAAAAUGGGUAAUAGACGCCAAAGUCAGGAAGUUGCGCAUGCUUCAUAAUCGUAAAAUUAGAACUGAAGCCAUGGAAAAGGCGGCACAUAUAAAAUCUGAAGGAGAAGAGACUGGUAUGGAUUCUCCAGCUUUGCCCAAAGAUGAUUUACUCGAUGAAGAAGAUAAUGAAAUGAGUGAAAGCGAGAGUGUUGGCACGCAACCCGAAGAAGAGGAAGAUAUUAAAUUAUCCGGAGAGGAACUGGGAAAAAAGUUGGAGAAAGUUCUUAAAACAUCAGAUACUCAAUUACAGGUUAUUAAUAGUGCAUCCCAUCAAUUACGAGCGACGUGUUUCGGACAAGACCGCUAUUGGCGUCGUUACUGGUCUCUUCCAAAAGCUGGAGGUGUUUUUAUAGAAGCCAUGGAAUCUGCGGAUCCAGAUAUUUUCAGUGAACAUCUUCUAAGCGAUCAAAAAAUGGGUAUCAACAGCAUUGAAGAUAUAAAGCAUUUAGUUCAAGAUGAACCUAAUCCGAGCGCAGACAAUGAGGUGAGCAAUAUCGUCAGCAAGCAAGAGAUAUGCGAGGAGAAUACUUGUAAAUUAAAUGAGGAAACGGACUGCGAAAGUAAAGUUAUGGACAACAAUGCUAACGAGCAUAGGAAGACACCGAAUAGGUUAGAAAAUGGUGAUGUGGAAGACAAACGCGAUCAUAAUUUAGAUGAAUUACGAAAAAGUGUAGAUCGUAUCGUUCAAAAUCUUGAGAAGAAUAUUGAAUUGGAGAAGGAGAAGGUCGUGGAGAACCAUGUAACCAUAAAAACUGAGCCAGAGGAGACAAAGAAGUUCAAUUUGUUCGAGAAACUUGGUGAAUGUAUGGAACGCGAGAACACCAAAGAAGUCGAUCAGUAUGUGAAACCGGAAGUGAAGGAAGAACUUAAAAACGAGAUUCUUAACGAAUUGAAGACGGAAAUUAAAACAGAGAUUGAAGAGGAUAAACUGGAAAGUGAGAAUAGGUGGUUCAGUAUUCUGAACAGGGAUAGCGUGUCAUGUGAUACUGUGCAUUUAACGGCAGGGAAUAGAUGGGAUAAUGGGGUCGGAGCGUGCACUCGCGAUAAUAUUACGGAACUAAAAAUACCCGUCUUUCCACCACCAAAUUCAAAUUGUUCUUAUAUUGGAAAUACGUGCGAUAGUCCUGCUCCCUUACAAAUCACACCCGAAGAGAGUAUUCAGCUGGAGUAUAUAAAGAAGCAUGGUUUGCCGAAGCCCUGUGAGAGGAAAGGUAUACCAGUUAACAAAAGAUACGGUUGGUGGCGAAUUAGUGAUGUUGAAGAUUUGAAGACGGUAUUAGAAAAUCUUCAUGUACGCGGCGCAAGAGAACGCGAGCUCAAAAGAACAUUUGUUUCCACUAUGCAAACUAUGUACGAACAACCAGGUAGAUUGUUCAUUGAGGAGGGUCAGAAGGAUAUGACUGAAUUGAGCGCUGAUGAUUUUGAUGUGGUUAUGGUGGAAGAUGCUCCGCAGCCGGAUGAGUCGGGAAGUUGGAACAAAGCAGUAGCUCUACGAGUUGAUUUGUUUCUGUUGGAACAAGUGGAAGCUUUAGAGGACAAAGUUGCAAACGCCAGUAUGCAAAUGAAGGGUUGGAAGGUACCUAAUAGAGAUACUGAAAUACCUUCUUCUGAAGCGGUGAACAUAGCGAAGGAGAGGUUGGCAUCUUUGGAGGCAGCUAUAGAGAGGCGAUAUUUGAAACCACCGUUGGGUGUCAAUACGGGUGAUCCCAAUUUGGCUGCUAUUGCGCAGGAGGCAGCCGGAGCUCCGACUCCGGCUCAGCCCAUUCCCGGACCUGAUGAGGUUCCAAAAGGUCUGGCCGUGUGGCGCGAGGCCAUCAACCGUUCUCAGACAUCUGCCCAGCUGGCGAUGUGUCUGUACACCCUCGAGGCGUCCAUCGCUUGGGACAAGAGUAUCAUGAAAGCUGUGAGCCCCUCUCUAGUCUUUAAUAAACAGAGAGCCCGCAAAUAUAACAGCAAGCUGAGUAACUGCCAAUUCUGCAAUAGUGGAGACAACGAGGAUAAGUUACUGUUAUGCGACAGUUGCGACAAAGGGUAUCAUACGUACUGCUUCAAACCAAAACUGGAUACUAUUCCAGACGGUGACUGGUAUUGUCAUGAGUGUAUGAAUAAAGCUACCGGCGAAAAAAACUGUAUCGUAUGUGGUAAAAAACAAUCUUUAUCAAAUACCAGACUAGUAGUGUGUGAGUUGUGUCCAAGAGCUUACCACACUGACUGCAUCCGGCCGCAAUUGAACAAAGUGCCUCGUGGGAAGUGGUAUUGCGUCAAUUGCAUUUCGAAGAAGCCCCAGAAGCGGGCUAUCAAGAAGCAAACUAAAGUUGCUAGGGAGAGUGAGUCUUCCGAGCAACCUCCAUUAAGUCCAGCACCGUCACAUAGUUCGGCAACAACCAAUGAGGACAUCACUGCCCAACAAAAUGUAAAUAUUUGUAACCAGAGCGACGUGUCCAACUCCAGCAUCCAGAAUGCCGGUUCCCCAAUUAACCAGCAGCAACAGCAACAGCAGCAACAACAGCAACAGACGGCAGCGGUAUCUAGAAAAGACAAGGUUUCCAAGAAGGUGAUAAAAGAGCUGGCACCGUGCAAGGCAAUCCUCGAGGACCUCGAGUGUCACGACGAUGCCUGGCCGUUUCUUCUUCCAGUGAACACCAAACAAUUUCCCACCUACAAAAAGAUUAUUAAGAGUCCGAUGGAUCUGAGUACAAUUAAGAAACGCUUAUUGGAUUACACUUAUAAAUCGAAGGAGGACUUUUGCACAGACGUACGACAAAUAUUCAACAAUUGCGAGACGUUCAACGAGGACGACAGUCCAGUGGGCAAAGCUGGACACUGUAUGAGGCAGUUCUUUGAGGCUCGCUGGAACGAAUUGUGCUUGUCGCAUAGUUGAGGUUUACUUUACCCCAAGAGACCCUAUCACAGGAGAGCCCGACCUCCGGAGGACGGUGCUUAAGGAAGACAGUGCGACUUAAAACCCAUACGUUUUGUUUUUAUAUAUGUUGGGAACAAUUCGGGCUAAAACAAAGAUAAAUUAAUACAGGUAUUUCGAAGUGUGUGAUAAAAAAAAUACAUAAUAUGUAAAUGAAGAACAAUGUCUGAAUGUGUAUACCGGGCUUUCUUAAAUGUUGUCCAUAUUAAGGCAUGAUCACAGUUAUUUGUACACAUUAUUGCAUCGAAACUUAAAACAUAUUAGAAGAAUAUAGGCGGAACAAAGGAAAAAAAGCCAUGAUUGAACGACUUAAAUUUUUAUAUAUAUAUUCAAAUUGAAACAAAAAUAUUGUU
Nicrophorus vespilloides is the source of this 8587-nucleotide messenger RNA. It is a transcript of the gene tou, whose product is annotated as bromodomain adjacent to zinc finger domain protein 2B. Gene Ontology annotation, molecular function: protein binding; DNA binding. The coding region runs from base 1572 to 8195 and encodes 2207 amino acids. Lineage: Eukaryota; Metazoa; Arthropoda; Insecta; Coleoptera; Silphidae. The transcript has 24 exons. The record is from RefSeq and is a predicted model, not a curated record.